AUGUUCAAAGUGAGUCAUGGCAGAGGUCAGAGGUCACAAGGGUUACUGUUAAUGUUACGUCCGUGUUUCAGCGGCCCGGUGCAGCUCAGGUCCACGGAGAAGAUGAUGAUGAAGCUCAGACUGAACAGUCCUGGACGUGUUUCCACAUCAGCUAACAGAACCGCUCCCUCACCAACUAUUCGGACCCUCCUGUUUCCUGCUGAGUGGUCCAUACAGAGGAAGAUAGACGGUGAAACUUCCUGUCCCUGCCGCCAUCACGUCCCUGCUCAUGUGAACACUCAGUGUCCAAGUCUGAGUAAGUUUGAAGGACCGGGACAACCGUAA
Messenger RNA from Xyrichtys novacula (pearly razorfish), 324 nucleotides. Lineage: Eukaryota; Metazoa; Chordata; Actinopteri; Labriformes; Labridae. The record is from the annotation of a GenBank genome assembly.